Porites evermanni is the source of this 1047-nucleotide messenger RNA. Lineage: Eukaryota; Metazoa; Cnidaria; Anthozoa; Scleractinia; Poritidae. The record is from the annotation of a GenBank genome assembly.
CUUAGGUCAACAAACACCGAGCAGCAAGAACGUCACUUCAAUGCCUUUUCAAGUAUCUCUGCAGCAACAUCAAGCAGAAGACCAGGUGAACUCAUAACCCCUGGAAUCAUUAGAAUGCAAGCUGAGGUUAAGUCUGAGGAGAGCAAGCAGCGAGACACAGUGAAAGAACAAGAGUGUAGACUUUGGAAGCUGGUAUGCUGUUUGCCUAAAGCACAAAACACCAUCAUACCACACAGAAUCAUACUUAAGUACCCACAUGCAUUUCAAGCACAUCUUGAAAAAAUAGCUGAUUUACUCCAUUGCGGUGAAGGCACCUGGUGGCAUCAUAUCAUGGCAGGUGUUGAAUUCCUAGAUGGUCCUGAUGAAAAGGAAAGCCAGGAUGAUGGCCCACCACUUCAUCACUUUCGUACUCAUACACUCAAGUCUGGAGAGAAAUACUUAAAAGAUUGUUGGAAGGAGUGCAUAACCAAUGGGAUUCCCAUCCCUCACCCUGCAGUGAGAAUCUAUGACAAUGAAGGCAAUUUGCAAUUCAUAAAAUAUACAGGGUUUCUAGAAGAUGAUGAUUCCACUGAUCAUUAGAGUAGUGACGAAGAAGUAAAUGAAAAUGACACCAUGUACGAAAAUGACAUUUGUGACGUUCAACAAGAUGAUGAAGAACUUGAAGACAUUCAUGAUUUCCAGCAAGUGGGAGAAUAUCUUAUGGAGUGUGAACAAGAAGAAAAUUUGAACGAGACUUGUCAUAACGAAGAAAACUCCUUAACAGAGCAGGAGUUGUUGACACCAAGAAUUGAAAGUCUGGCAGGGAAGGAGCUGACCAAUUCAACUCCUGCAGUUGUUGCUCAGGCUACGUCUGCUGAAUCUUGCCAGCUCAAGACAACACUGGCUAAAUCUGUAUCAGAGGUGUUAGGUGAAACCAAAGAAGUAAAAACACUAGACUCAAUGCAUAUCAAGCUCAAAAGCAACCUUGCAAGAAAAGAAGACUAUGAAGCUGCUUUGGCCAUUGUACCAAAAAUGUUAAUUUCUUGUUCACACGUAAACGUUACUUGA